AUGAUGACGUGCCGUCUGCUGUGCGCCCUGUUGGUGCUUGCCCUGUGCUGCUGCUCGUGUGUCUGCACGGCAUCGGUUGUUGCGGAGCAUGUUGUCACAGGUGAACCGCUCAAACCGCCACAGGGGACAAGUCUAGGGAUCAAGUCUCCGGAUUUAAGUAUCCCUGCAGACCAGCAAGAUGUUGCUGUCGAUGGGGCAGAUCAACCAGUCAAGGCCGUUAAGGAAGGAAAACCGCGUGCGUCUUCCGAUACAGAAAAUGAAGAAGACACGACUGAACAGGCAGAGUCGGAAGGUGUGGACACUAAAUCUAGAGCUUCAACGGAGAAUUCCAGUAAGUCGGUGGUAAAGAGUUCAGAGCAGAAUCCGGAAGUUUUAAGACCCAAUGAAGAGGUUAACCUCCCGACAGCAAAUACGAAGACCACGACGACCACAACCACAAAGGCACCAACUACGACUACGACAAAGGCACCAAGCACUAAGACCACAGAGGCGCCAACCACGACGACCACCCGCGCACCGUCACGUCUUCGCGAAAUCGACGGCAGCCUCGGCAGCGCUGCGUGGGUGUGUGCCCCGCUGCUGCUCGCCGCAUCCGCGCUGGCGUACACCGCUGUGGGCUGA
Molecule: messenger RNA, 621 nt
Organism: Trypanosoma cruzi
Lineage: Eukaryota; Euglenozoa; Kinetoplastea; Trypanosomatida; Trypanosomatidae
Product: mucin TcMUCII, putative
Exons: 1
Coding region: 1-621 (206 amino acids)
Source: RefSeq, a predicted model, not a curated record